Messenger RNA from Gloeophyllum trabeum ATCC 11539, 448 nucleotides. RefSeq lists its product as uncharacterized. NCBI's taxonomy places the organism in Eukaryota, Fungi, Basidiomycota, Agaricomycetes, Gloeophyllales, Gloeophyllaceae. The transcript has 2 exons. Gene Ontology annotation, biological process: outer mitochondrial membrane organization. The record is from RefSeq and is a predicted model, not a curated record. Bases 1 to 297 code for a protein of 98 amino acids.
AUGUCGUCGUCGACCUCGACCACGUCUACGCCUACAGUGACAGCCUCAAAUUACAGGGCCAUACCAGUCCAGCCCCCACCCCAGCCUCAACCGAACCCUUCAUCGCGCAUUCCUGUGACGCCCGGUGUCUUGCGCUCAAUAUUCGCCUCCUCACGCACAGUCUUCGAGGAGCGAUCAAUCUCACGUGUCGCAUUUUUCAGGUUCACUGGGUUCCUGAUCAGUUGUUUGGCGAUCAGUCUGGCCGCCAGUCGAGGCCGGGGGAUCAAAAGCGGUGCUGCUCUUCUCGGUGUUGUUUAAAGGCGAAUGACAGAAGGUUACGCAGUUCUUUCAUUCCAGGCCUCGAUGCACUGUACAAUACUGCGAGAUACCAUCACUGUACGAAUUCCACCAUGCCCCUCUCCGGAGAUACGAUGGCUGCGACUUUGCUCGACAUACUCAGAGCACUCCC